Messenger RNA from Sorex araneus (European shrew), 2988 nucleotides. It is a transcript of the gene REPIN1, whose product is annotated as replication initiator 1. Lineage: Eukaryota; Metazoa; Chordata; Mammalia; Eulipotyphla; Soricidae. Bases 295 to 2094 code for a protein of 599 amino acids. The record is from RefSeq and is a predicted model, not a curated record. Gene Ontology annotation, cellular component: nucleus. The transcript has 3 exons.
GGGCGGGUCGCCAUGGCAACGGGGCGGAGGGGGUCACCCCGAGCGCGCGCGCGGGCCCCGGCGCCCCGCCCCGCCCUCCGGCCGCCGGCCCCAGCCCGCGACUGACCCUCGGCAGCUCCUGUAGUCACGUGGCGCUGGGAACCGGGGGGGGGCCGGGGCCGGGCCUGGCGCCCUGAACUCGAACCUGCCGCUGUCGCCGCGGCGCUGCGGCCUCAUGGACGCGCCCCGCGCCCCCGCGCCCCCCGCCGGACAGGUACGGCCCGCGGCUCUGCAGCCAGAGGCCUGAGCUCUGCCAUGGGGGUAGGGGUGUCCUUACUGCUGCAGUUCUCGCUGACUUCUGGGGGCUACCAGAGUGUGGGCCGGACCAGGCGCUGCAGCCACCGAAGUCUCCCCGGGACUCGCCCCGACAGCAGCUGGACAAGGCCUCGUCUCCAGCCCCGCGGUCUCCAGGAGGAAGAGCCCAUGCUGGAACGGCGCUGCCGGGGCCCCCUGGCCAUGGGCCCGGUGCAGCCCCCGCAGGCGCCGGGGAAAGAGCCCCGCGGGCUGAGGUCGCCGGGCCCUUCCGUGGCCCCAGCGGGCAGCCAGGCCCCCGUGAGGGCGCAUCGCUGUGCCCACUGCCGGAGGCGCUUCCCGGGCUGGGUGGCCCUGUGGCUGCACACCCGCCACUGCCGGGCGCGGCUGCCCCUGCCCUGCCCGCAGUGUGGCCGCCGCUUCCGCCACGCCCCCUUCCUGGCGCUGCACGGCCAGGUCCACGCGGCGGCCACCCCCGACCUGGGCUUCGCCUGCCACCUGUGCGGCCAGAGCUUCCGAGGCUGGGUGGCCCUGGUCCUGCACCUGCGGGCCCACUCGGCCGCCCGGCGGGCCCUGGCCUGCCCCGACUGUGACCGCCGCUUCUGGCGCCGGAAGCAGCUGCGCGCCCACCGCCGGCGCUGCCCCCCGCCGCCGGCCCCCGAGGCGCGGCCCUUCAUCUGCGGCAACUGCGGCCGCAGCUUCGCGCAGUGGGACCAGCUGGUGGCUCACAAGCGCGUGCACGUGGCCGAGGCCCUGGAGGAGGCGGCCACCAAGGCCCUGGGGCCGCGGCCCCGGGGCCGGCCCGCCGUGACGGCCCCCCGGCCCGGGGGCGACGCCGUGGACCGCCCGUUCCAGUGCGCCUGCUGCGGCAAGCGCUUCCGCCACAAGCCCAACCUGAUCGCGCACCGGCGCGUGCACACGGGCGAGCGGCCGCACCAGUGCCCCGAGUGCGGGAAGCGCUUCACCAACAAGCCCUACCUGACGUCGCACCGGCGCAUCCACACGGGCGAGAAGCCCUACCCAUGCUCCGAGUGCGGCCGCCGCUUCCGCCACAAACCCAACCUGCUGUCGCACAGCAAGAUCCACCGGCGCUCGGAGGGCGCGGCCGCCGCGCUGCUGCCCGCGGGGCCCCUGGAGCCGCCGGCGCCGCCGCCGCCGCCGCCGCCGCGCGCCGCCCCCGAGCCCCCGCCCGCGCCGCGGGCCGAGCCCCCCGCGCUGCUGUUCGGCUGCGAGGACUGCGGCCGCACGUUCCGGCUGGAGCGCUUCCUGCGCGCCCACCAGCGCCAGCACAGCGGCGAGCGCCCCUUCGCGUGCCCCGAGUGCGGCAAGACCUUCGGCAAGAAGACGCACCUGGUGGCGCACGCGCGCGUGCACUCGGGCGAGCGGCCCUUCGCCUGCGACCAGUGCGGCCGCCGCUUCUCGCAGGGCAGCCACCUGGCGGCCCACCGGCGCGACCACGCGCCCGAGCGGCCCUUCGUGUGCCCGGACUGCGGCAAGGCCUUCCGCCACAAGCCCUACCUGGCCGCGCACCGGCGCAUCCACACGGGCGAGAAGCCCUACGUGUGCCCCGACUGCGGCAAGGCCUUCAGCCAGAAGUCCAACCUGGUGUCCCACCGGCGCAUCCACACGGGCGAGCGGCCCUACGCCUGCCCCGACUGCGACCGCAGCUUCAGCCAGAAGUCCAACCUCAUCACGCACCGCAAGAGCCACAUCCGGGACGGCGCCUUCUGCUGCGCCAUCUGCGGCCAGACCUUCGACGACGAGGAGAAGCUCCUGACCCACCAGGGGAAGCACGACGUCUGAGCGGGGCGGCGGUCCCCCUGGGGCCCUGGGUGGCCGCCGGGGUCGCCUGGUGAUUGGCUGCCCGCCCCCCCAAGGGCUGGGGGAGGCGGGGAGGGAGCUGGGCCCCGUGAGGAGGUUGGGCGCCCCCUCCCCGCCAUGCCCACCGCAGGGCCCCGGGCUCCAGCUGUUGGUCUGCCUGGAGAAGUAGCAAUAGCAGCUCUGUGUACCCCGUAGGGCCAUCUGGCUGAGGAGUCGCUGGCGCCGGAAGAGCCUCCGGUGCAAACGCCUUAACGUCCGUCUCUUAGUAGGUCCCUUCUGUGCUCUCCCGGAGGUCGCCGUGCUACAGAGCUUAGUAACCCAGUAUCCGGAGGGUGCGCCUGUUGGGGCCGCCCCGGAGAACCCACUCGCCUUGUUGCAGCGCCUGGGAGGCGAAAACGAGCUCCUCCGGCCCACCAGACCCCCCCCCUGCGCUCCCGCCAUCCGGCAGGGGACACGCGCUCCUGUUAGUGGCUCCCCGAAGACCUUCCUCCUUGGUCAGAUCUGCUUUAGAUGCCGCGAGAGUGGCCCCUGGCUGUUGGCUGCACCCCCGCGCUUGCCGCAUCCCUCCAGAGCUCAGCACCCGUGGGGAGCAGCACCCAUGGGGAGCACCACCCGCCCCAGCAGCGGGGGUGGGUGAGGGGAGAGGGCAGGGAGUUCGCUUUGCAUUUCCCAGUCGCUGAACACUCAGGUGACAGGGAUCCCCCCACCUGCUGCCACCCAGGUUCUGUCGUAGGGUAGUUGUUAGAAAUUCUUCCGUACCGAAUGGAAUCUGCUGUCCUCUGAUUUCUACCUGUUGGGCUUUGUUCUGUCCUCUGGAGCGGAACCACCACCUCUCACCCUCCUUUUUCAACUAGACAAUAAAGAUUCGGUUUUAGA